CCUGCGGCACCUGAGGCGGCGGCGCGGCCAAUCCCCGGCGGGGCGCGGGCGGCUCUGCCCGCCCCUGGCGCGGAGGGGGAGCGGAGCCGCGUCCCGGCCGCGCUGCGCCCUCAGCGGGCCCGCUCCGCUCCCGCUCCAUGGAAGCGGCCAACGGGGCCGUGCCCGAGGGCGCGGCGGAGCAGCCCCGCGGCCCCGCGGCCGCCCCGUCGGGCAAGAAGGAGGUGAAGGUGGUGAUCGUGGGCGACGGAGGCUGCGGGAAGACGUCGCUGCUGAUGGUGUACGCCAAGGGCUCCUUCCCCGAGCAAUACGCGCCCUCUGUUUUUGAGAAGUACACAACGAGUGUGACGGUGGGGAAGAAGGAGGUCACGCUGAACCUGUACGACACGGCAGGGCAGGAGGACUACGAUCGGCUACGGCCCCUUUCCUACCAGAACACCAACGUCGUGUUAAUUUGUUAUGAUGUCAUGAACCCCACCAGCUAUGAUAACGUAGCAGCCAAGUGGUAUCCUGAGGUGAAUCACUUCUGCCGGGGUGUCCCGCUCGUGCUGAUCGGCUGCAAGACAGAUCUCCGCAAGGACAAGGAGCAGCUGCGCAAGCUCAGGGCUGCCAGGCAGGAGCCCAUCACCUACAACCAGGGUGAAGCAGCUUGCAAGGAGAUUAAUGCACAAAUUUACCUGGAAUGCUCAGCAAAAUGUCGUGAGAACAUAGAAAAUGUUUUUAAAGAAGCCACAAGCAUUGCACUGAGUGCCAUGAAGAAAGCCAAGGGCCACAGGAAAAGGAGAGUGUGCUCAGUGUUAUGAUCUGGACUGCACGAGAGCCAAGUGAUUCAGAUUUUAUAAAAGGUUCACUUUAAAAACUUUUUUUUAAACAUUUGUAUUUCUAGGAUAAUUUUUAUUUUAAAAUUUUAAUUAUUUUUAGUAUUUUUGCACUUUUGUUACACUGUUCUCGUGGAGUUUUCAAAGCUGUUUAUCAUGGUUAGCUCAAUGCUGUGUGCCUUCAACCAUCUGGCUUUUGCUUCUAAGUGUGAACAACUCACUAUUUAAACUGCAAUGAACAGCAACUGCUACUAUAUAACUUAGUGUUGAGGUUUUUUCCCUCUGCAAAAUAAUUGUGGCAUGUUAGAGCUACAAUUUACUGCCUUUUUCCUGAAAACUCAAAUCUUUCAGAAGCAAUGUUAAAGCAGCUUAUCAGGCACCUUUGAAGAGACAGAAGAAGUUUUGUCUUAACAUUUUUAAGUUAAUUUUCCUGGUGGCAAUGGCAGGAGUUGGCCUCAAGCUGGCCCCUGAUUGCAGAUGGAACAUCCACCACCCCCUGGACCAGCUCUGCAGACCUGCACCUCAGAGUUCUUCAAGGCCUGCUGCUGCAAUGGAAAGUGGCAUUUAUCAGUGGAAAUACAUCAGUUGCUCCAAUUAAAUAAUGGAGAAUAAUGGAAAAUAGUUAAUGUACAGCACUUAAAAUUUAGAAGUACUCCAAGCAGCUACUACAUGUAAUGUUAAGUCAGUCUUAUAAACAUUUACAGCCUAUUUAAUACAAGACAGAUGCAAAUCAUGGUGCACUGGAGGAAAAAUUCAUUCACUUGUGAAAUCAUCUCUCCUGGUAUAAAUUAAAAUUUUCCCUUUUGUGAUGAAGGUGUCAGUUGUCUAAGGAUCAGGGAGGCUCCCACUGCACACCCUGGUACACGUGCCUCCUGUCUCCUGGUUCUUUUGCACAUCCCCUCACUGAGACCUCAGACUGCAGGAACAAUCCCUAGUUUGUACUCAUCAUAAACCAAACCUGAGAGGGGAAAUGAGGCUCCUGCAGUACAGGUGUUGCUGAAAGCUUUCUGUGUAAGGCAAACUGUACAUGACCAGCUGGUGCAAAACUGUUUUGGAGCAAGCCAUCAUAAUUGUUUUACAUGCAGGUAAACCCUUAAAAAACAUUUUUCUUUUUCAUUUUUUUCCUAACUUGUUUUGAUUUAAUUAAGGUUUUUUAAUACUUAUGAGUCUAAAAUAGGAAAUUAAAUUAAUUGAAAGUUUGUGCACAUCCUUGCCUAUAGAAAAACCCUGAAGAAUUCUGCAGCCUUUUCUCUGCUCGUUACUAAAAGAACCACCCCUCACCUCACUCAGUGCAAAACUGAAACAGCAACGUUCAGGAAGUGACCCACUCACCACCAGCUCCACAGUGGAAAUCUCUCUGGCUUUUUUAAUCUGAGUUUCUCAGGUUGCAGAGCUCACGUUACUCACCCCUGCAGAGUGAGAUUCCAGUUUGCUCUCAACAGACAACAAUUUAGAUUUCAUAAACUGAGAGUUCAAGGAGUAAACCAAAACCUUACAGGGUGUGCAAAAGAGCAAAACACAGCCCAACUGGUGUGAAAACUGUUGAAAAUAUGCAAAUUGCAGUUUAUUGUUCAUGCCCACAGGACAGUGACACAGCAAAGGUAAUUUUGCUAGCUUGAGCAACAGAAGUGAAUCCAUCCCAAGCCUGUGGUGCAUUAUCUGUGCCCUGGUGAGCACCCUCUGGGGAGGAGGGCACUGUUUUCCACUCAAUCUGCCAGAGGAUGUGCCCAGUUUGGGCUUUGUGCUGGCUCAAAGGGAGCCUUCACUGUUGGGAAAGACACAGCCCAAGGCAGCUCAGUGCUGCAGCUGCCUGAGGAGGUACAGAAGUUACAGCACCCAAAAAAAGGUGUUCCCAUGAGUGAGUGUAAAUUCAAGCAGCACAAGGACUUUAUCAGGGUAGCAGUCAGUGUUUGUCCCCUGCCAUCCCUUGACACAGCA
Messenger RNA from Passer domesticus (house sparrow), 2753 nucleotides. RefSeq names its product ras homolog family member F, filopodia associated (gene RHOF). Gene Ontology annotation, cellular component: cytosol. The coding region runs from base 138 to 800 and encodes 220 amino acids. The record is from RefSeq and is a predicted model, not a curated record. Gene Ontology annotation, molecular function: protein kinase binding; GTPase activity; GTP binding. Gene Ontology annotation, biological process: small GTPase-mediated signal transduction. NCBI's taxonomy places the organism in Eukaryota, Metazoa, Chordata, Aves, Passeriformes, Passeridae. The transcript has 5 exons.